CCCAUAAUACUCUCAUUUUUGUACCUAGCAAAUUUGCGUGCUCUUCAUAAAAACCUACCUGACUCAUUUAUUAACAGCAAUCUCACAAUCAUGCUCCCCAGGGCGGGUUGGGUAGGGCGAGCUAGUGGUUUGGGUAGUGUUUGGAGAAUUUAUUUUGAGAAGGGAGAUGACUUUUAGAUGGGAUUAAAAAUCCCACUUGGAAAAUCCCUUGUUUGGCAAAAAAAACAGAGAGGGACUUAAAUUAUCUGGGAUUUUGAGAUAGGAUUAUUAGAUGGGACAUAUAUUGAGGCAAGUUCCUCCUUUGAGUGCCGCCUCAAGAUGUGGAAUUCUGAAAUUCCACAGACGGCGAAGAACUACGUCUACAGAACGGAUGAGAAAGAAUUGCUUGAGAAUAACUGUUGCCCCACGCAUCUAAAGCCAUGUGUUGCACGGAAAAGGGAUAAUUUCUUCUUCGCAUUGUCCAAGUAUCAGAAUCUGCUGGAAGAAACUUUGGCCAAAAAUCCAUACGCAAGUACUGCUGCACCACGGAUGGCAAUAGGUGAUUGCCCAACGAAGUGUGGAAAUGUUAUCAUCCCGUACCCUUUCGGGAUUGGACCUAAUCCAAGUUGUUACUAUGACGAAUGGUUUCAAAUCGCCUGCAACGAGGAGAAGCCUUUCUUGAGGCGUACCAAAUUGGAGGUGGUGAAUAUAUCUACCGAAGGAUGGGUUCAGGUGUACAGCCCCGUUACAUUCUUCUGCGAGGGAAAUAAUAGUAGCCAACUGGCGGAUUUAAGGGACAGCCCUUUCUUCUACUCUCGAAGAUACAACAUAUUCACUGCAGUGAGUUGCGAUUCCUCUGCCCUGUUGAGUUCCGCAGACUCUGUUGUUGGCGGAUGCAGGUCAGUGUGUGAUCAAUCUGGAGACCUGACUUGCGAUAUCGGUAUUAACUGUUGUCAGAUUAGUAUUCCUCCAUACCUCAGUGUUAUUAAUACUACCUUAAAUGAGAAUGAGACUACUACAGAUUGCACCAAGCUUGCCUUCCUGGUUGCCAAAGAUUGGGCGGAGAGAACCAUCAAUUUAUCAACAAUUUCGGGCCUUACAGCUGUCUUGAAGAGGAUGGGCAAGGUUUCUGUGUCACUAAGAUGGAGGAUUAUGAACGACACUAGGUCAUUUGAAUUAUUUAACCAGUUCAAUUUUUCAACGCUUCAGGUCGACCCGGCUUGCUCUAUUAGCACUUAUCUCGCAGUCAAACGGUCGGAAAUUUAUUGUUCAUGCCGCAAGGGGUUCGAAGGAAAUCCCUAUCUCGGGGAAAAAUCUUGUGAUGUAGAUAUUAAUGAAUGUCAAGAUGGUCGCCGCCUAUGCUUUGGCAACAGCAGGUGCGUGAACGAGUAUGGUUCCUACCGAUGUGAGGACGACAAGAGAGGCCUUGCCGCAGGUUUGAGCUCGAGCCUUGGACUCUUAUUAUUGCUUAUUGGUGUAUGGUUUGGAUACAAACUCCUGAAGAAAAAGAAUGAGAUAAAACGAAAAAAGAUGUUCUUCAAGCGAAAUGGUGGAUUAUUAUUAGAACAACAAUUAUCGUCAGGUGAAGUUAAUGUCGAGAAAAUUAAAUUGUUCAAAUCACAAGAGUUAGAGAAGUCUACCGAUAAUUUUAAUGUGGAUAGAAUUCUUGGCCAAGGAGGUCAAGGCACUGUGUACAAAGGCAUGUUGGAGGACGGGAAAAUUGUUGCUGUGAAGAAGUCUAAAAUAGUUGAUGAAAGCCAACUUUCAGUAUUCAUCAAUGAGGUUGUCAUUCUUUCCCAAAUUAACCAUAGAAAUGUGGUUCAACUAUUGGGUUGUUGUUUAGAGACAGAAGUUCCUCUUUUGGUUUAUGAAUUUAUACCAAAUGGAACCCUUUCCAAGUAUAUCACAGAGCAGGUUGAAGACUUUCCACUCACAUGGAAAAUGCGCUUACGAAUUGCCACAGAAAUUGCAGGAGCUCUCUCGUACUUGCACUAUGCAGCUUCCUUUCCAAUUUAUCAUAGAGAUAUCAAGUCUACAAACAUACUCUUAGAUGAUAAAUACAGAGCAAAAAUUGCUGACUUUGGAACUUCGAGAUCAAUUGCUAUUGACCAAACUCACCUGACCACAUCACUUGUACAUGGCACAUUCGGUUACUUGGACCCUGAAUACUUUCAGUCAAGCCAAUUUACGGAGAAAAGUGAUGUGUAUAGCUUUGGGGUUGUUCUUGUUGAGCUCUUAACAGGACAAAAACCAAUUUCUUUUCUAAGGUCAGAGGAUGAAGGCAAAAGUCUUGCCACAUAUUUCAUUAUUUCCAUGCACAAAGAUUGUUUAUUUGAAAUUGUUGAUGCUCAAGUUUUGAGGGAAGGAUCGAAAGCAGAUAUUCUAAUAGUGGCAAACCUUGCAAGAAGAUGUCUGAAUUUGAACGGAAGGAAGCGCCCUACAAUGAGAGAGGUCACAUCAGAGCUAGAAGGGAUUCAAAUGACAGAAAAGACUUCUAAUGGCGAACAAAACUAUGAAGAGGUUGAAUUUAUCAGAACUGAAUCAGUCGAGCCAUGGGAUAUUGCUUCGAGUUCAACGGGAACAGGAUCAACUUUGGAUGUUGGUCGGGUUUCAUCAUCCAUGAAAUCCCACUAUUAUCUUUCAAGUCAAGGUGUGAAAAAUGUUUCUUAGUUUUUGCCUAAACCAGAAAAUAUGUUUCUUAGUUGCAGUAAUAUCUAAUUGUGUUCUGUAUGUUGUAGACAUUAAAUAGAAAUAAUCUUUUAGAUUACAAGAAAUCAUCUUACUGCUCGAGUUUGGAGGAUUUGUCUACCUUUAUCUGCUUGUAAUGCUCUUUUAUUUGACAAUUUAGGCUAGGGAUAGUUCCUUGCAAUUUUUCUUUUUUGUAUUGGAAAAAUAGAAAUAACCUUUUGUUUGCUACUUAAUAAAGUAGUGUUCUAAUUUGGGAGUA
Rosa rugosa (rugosa rose) is the source of this 2926-nucleotide messenger RNA. RefSeq names its product wall-associated receptor kinase-like 8. Lineage: Eukaryota; Viridiplantae; Streptophyta; Magnoliopsida; Rosales; Rosaceae. The coding region runs from base 319 to 2649 and encodes 776 amino acids. The record is from RefSeq and is a predicted model, not a curated record. Gene Ontology annotation, molecular function: calcium ion binding; ATP binding; polysaccharide binding. Gene Ontology annotation, biological process: protein phosphorylation; cell surface receptor signaling pathway. Gene Ontology annotation, cellular component: plasma membrane. The transcript is spliced from 5 exons.